AUGGCUUGUUUCACCUUAUUUAAUGGCUCUUGCCUUCUAGCUUUAACUAUUUUGGCUAUAAUUCUGAAUUUAAUACCUCUGUUCAUGGAUUAUCAUGAUGGGCAUUUAUUUCGAAACUCCAUAUCAUGUUACGAAUGGUGGCUACCGGGUGUUCUUGGAGGUGGGAUCUUGGUUAUACCAGCUGCAUCCAUGUCUUUGGCAGCACGUAAGGGACAGAAAUGCAAUACCAGAACUGGGUUCCUACUGUCUGCACUUUUCAGCCUGAUCAGCGUUGUUGGAGCCUUCUACUGUGCUUCGGUUUCACUUUGUUCCCUCGUGAAGGGGCCGUUGAUCUGUAAUACAGCAAGUCACAGUGUAGACAACUGCACAUUUUCAAUGGAAGAUAUAAGCUCUCUUUCAAAACUCAAGUUUGAAUUAAAGUGGUUUCUGGAAGAUGAGUGUGGAAUUAAUCAAACUGCCUUUGAAACGGAACCAACUCUUCUGCCAAAUAUAAAUGUUACCAGAGUCCCUAUCAAUGAAUCACUGACAAUUCACGUGGUCACUUUCACUGGACUCCUUCUAGUGGCAAUACUGGAAGUGAUUGUCAGCGCAAUGCAAAUAAUCGUUGGAAUUUACGGCUGUUUCUGCAGAUCAUCCAGAAGAUACGACAGUGGGCCUGUGUAA
Messenger RNA from Amblyraja radiata (thorny skate), 663 nucleotides. Its product is annotated as transmembrane 4 L6 family member 20. Bases 1 to 663 code for a protein of 220 amino acids. Gene Ontology annotation, cellular component: membrane. The transcript has 5 exons. Lineage: Eukaryota; Metazoa; Chordata; Chondrichthyes; Rajiformes; Rajidae. The record is from RefSeq and is a predicted model, not a curated record.